This is a messenger RNA of Arabidopsis arenosa, 1831 nucleotides long. Lineage: Eukaryota; Viridiplantae; Streptophyta; Magnoliopsida; Brassicales; Brassicaceae. The record is from the annotation of a GenBank genome assembly.
GAUUAGUGAUCACAAACCCAUUAAUAAUGAUGAAAUCGUUUUGCAAGUUGGAGUAUCAUCAAGUAUUUGGCAAAGAAGAUAUAUCAUUCUCAUUUCUAAACCACUCAUCACUUUACUCUCAUCAAAGCGAGUUAGCGAAUCCUUUCUUCGAAUUGGAAGACGAGAUUCUUCCUUCUGCAACCUCUACUAAUUACUUUACUUCUGCCUCAAGCUUUCUGGCUUUACCUGAUCUUGAACCCAUCUCCAUCGUAUCUCACGAAGAUAUACUUAGUGUGUAUGGUUCUGCUUCAUGGACCGAAGAAGAGUCGAUGUUUGAUUCUGAUUUUGCGAAAAAGAGUGAAACCACAACUACCAAGAAGAGGAGAUGCAGAGAGGAAUGUGUUUCUAGUUGUUCUGUUUCAAAGACAUUGUCCAAGGAAACCAUCUCAUUGUACUUUUAUAUGCCGAUAACUCAAGCGGCUAGAGAGCUUAACAUUGGUUUAACUCUUUUGAAGAAGAGAUGCCGCGAAUUGGGUAUUAAACGUUGGCCUCAUCGUAAGCUUAUGAGCCUACGAAAACUCAUCAGCAAUGUCAAGGAGCUAGAGAAGAUGGAAGGGGAAGAAAAUGAAGAUAAGCUAAGAAAUGCUUUGGAAAAGCUCGAGAAGGAGAAGAAAACGAUUGAGAAGUUACCAGAUUUGAAGUUUGAGGAUAAGACAAAGAGAUUGAGACAAGCUUGUUUCAAGGCUAACCAUAAGAGGAAGAGAAGAAGUGGCAUGUCCACGCCCAUCACAUCUUCAUCUUCUUCUGCUUCUUCCUCUUCUUACUCUUCUCUUUCGGGUUUGAGUGAUAAUAGAGUCCAUGUAAGGUUCUUGGGUAAAGAUGAUGAUAACUUGACAUUCACGACUUUGUCGUUUGCCGACGAAUUCAUCAACGAUGAUCGCAACGAGUGUCAAAGCAAAGUAGACUUGAAUAGAUUUUUAAAGGAAGCAGGGAUCAGCGACGACGAUAUUGCAUAUGCUAUGUCUCACUUUAUUCUCUUUGUUGUUGCUAAAAUAACUUCUUCUACAAGUGAUGAGUAUUCUCCAGGGUGUGCUUUAGAAGUAUCGUUUGAUAUUCUUCUUCUCGGUGAGCCUCGUAUUGGAGAAGCAGUUAAAGUAUUGUUAGACUACGAAAUCAAACACGAUCCUGAACCAGAAAAAGAGGGCACAAUCAGAGUCUAUGCAAGGAUCUUCUUCGAUGAAGAGGAUUACUUGGCAUUCACGACUUUGUCGUUUGCUGGCGAAUUCAUUAAUGAUGAUCGCAACGAGUGUCGAAGCAAAGUAGACUUGAAUAAUUUCUUCAAGGAAGCAGGGAUCAGCGACCACGAUAUUGCACAUGCCAGGCGUCAAUUAAUUCCCUAUGUUGCUCAAAUAACUUCUUCCACAAGUAAUGGGUAUUCUCCAGGAUGUGCUUUAGAAGUGUGGUUAGCUCUUUUUACUCACGAAGAGCCUCAUAUUGAAGAAGCGGUUCAAAUCGAAGAAGAGGUUCAAGUUGAAGAAGCAGUUCAAAUUGAAGAAGCGGUACAAAUCUCGUUUGACGAGACCACUAACAUCUGUUUGAGACCCGCAAGCGAGGUCGUGGUCAAGUCCUUAACCAGGAAAAUAUACGAGAAGAUUAGCUCUACUGGUCAAAAAUGCACAAUUUGUUUGGAGGAGUUUAACGAUGGAAGAAGAGUUGUGACUUUACCUUGUGGACAUGACUUUGACGAUGAGUGUGUCCUGAAGUGGUUUGAAACCAAUCACGAUUGUCCUCUGUGUCGUUUCAAGUUGUCAUGUGAAGAUCAAUGAACUUCGGUAGGAAAAUGAGAACGAUU